This is a messenger RNA of Equus quagga, 516 nucleotides long. RefSeq names its product serine peptidase inhibitor Kazal type 8 (putative) (gene SPINK8). Lineage: Eukaryota; Metazoa; Chordata; Mammalia; Perissodactyla; Equidae. The record is from RefSeq and is a predicted model, not a curated record. The transcript is spliced from 6 exons. Bases 54 to 344 code for a protein of 96 amino acids. Gene Ontology annotation, molecular function: protein binding.
UCCAGCCAGUUUCUCAGAGCAACUGUAGGAAUCACACCAGCUUGUCUACCACCAUGAAGGGGUCCUUCUUGAACACCAUCCUUGUUCUGAGCAUCUCUGCAUGGGCUACCUUUGCAGUUGACUUCCCUCUUCCUGCGGGCAAAGGGGCUCACCUAGAAGCAACAAAGGUUGAGUGCAUCAAGAAUAUAAAUCAGUGCUGGUUUUUCUCCUACAUCAAGCCAAGUGAACCCAUAUGUGGCAGUGACCAGGUUACUUAUAAUGGUGAAUGUCAUCUCUGCUUCAAAAUUCUAUAUGAAGGGCUUAACACAACUAAACUGUAUGAUGGACCAUGUGAAAACCCCUGAACUUACCGUGAAGAAUUAUAGAACUUGCUGAAUUCCAAGAUAAUCAAGUGAAACACAAUUGUUGCUUCUGCAAGAAUAUCCCCUUUAGAGGAGAAUGCUGGUGCUGGAGGAAACCAACAGUUUGGAUCAAACUCAUUGAUUUGCUUCUUGAGUAAAUGAUUCUCAGCAGAAA